UUGAGGGCAUUUUGCAGUCUGUUCGUUCUUUAGGUUAUAACAUUUACAUCUGAAUAUCUUCAAAAUUAUUUACUUGAAUGCAAUGACAUCUCUUCUGGUAAAAGCCGUAAGACAAUCUAGAGCUCAGCUACCAGUUAUUCGGGUUGUGCGAGGAUUCUGUUCACCUCUUGUAGCAGCCAAAGCUCCGAUGCAAGUAGAACUAAAGGCAGACAAAAAGUAUUCCUGGUGUUCUUGUGGACGCAGCAAGAAACAGCCUUUCUGUGAUGGAAGCCACAAGGGAUCAGGCAUGAGUCCUCAUCGCUUUAGACUAGAAGAAGAGAUCCCUGAAGCAUUCCUGUGUUGUUGCAAGCAAACAUCAACCCCUCCUUUCUGUGAUGGUACUCAUGCAACGGAGAAGGUACAAAGUGCAGAGAUUGGAAAGCCUCUUUAAGGUGCUAUUAUUCAUGCUAUAAUUAUUAAAAAUAAAUUAAUUUUUGCAAUGUU
Molecule: messenger RNA, 483 nt
Organism: Actinia tenebrosa (Australian red waratah sea anemone)
Lineage: Eukaryota; Metazoa; Cnidaria; Anthozoa; Actiniaria; Actiniidae
Product: CDGSH iron-sulfur domain-containing protein 3, mitochondrial
Cellular component (GO): mitochondrion
Molecular function (GO): 2 iron, 2 sulfur cluster binding
Source: RefSeq, a predicted model, not a curated record